Messenger RNA from Cryphonectria parasitica EP155, 1610 nucleotides. RefSeq lists its product as uncharacterized. The transcript is spliced from 3 exons. The coding region runs from base 1 to 1305 and encodes 434 amino acids. The record is from RefSeq and is a predicted model, not a curated record. Lineage: Eukaryota; Fungi; Ascomycota; Sordariomycetes; Diaporthales; Cryphonectriaceae.
AUGAAUUUCCAUUCGACACAUCCUCUCGUUAAUCAUCCAGAUACUGUGGACGCCGCUGUCUUUGACGAACUUCCCUUGCUCUAUCGUAUGACCAGCAACAAACGAUCCUCAACUCACAUCGCCCCAACGUCGAUCCCUCUGCCCACGCCGAACGUCGCCUCCCGCCUCAAGAAUCAGAACCCUCUCGACUCAUACUCGCCCGUCAACCAGAAUGGGAGUUUCGAGUUCGACCGCGUCAUCAAGAGCGGCUAUCUGCAGAAGCGGGCGCAGAAGACCAAGAUAUGGAAGACUGUCUACUUGGUCUACCGACCGAAUACGUUGUCGAUUUACAAGGACGCCGGGGAGAACAAACUGCGACACAAGAUCUACCUCUCAGACCUGACCGCCGUCACUUUGCUCAAGGACCCCAAGCACAGGCGCGAGAACGUCUUCGGCCUAUUCACCCCAUCCAAGAACCACCAUCUUCAGGCGGCCAACGCGGAGCAGGCACAAGAAUGGGUCGAUCUCAUCCGCCGGGACGCCAGGAUAGAGGAGGAAGAGGAGGAAAUGUUCUUGGCGAGCCCGAUCAUCCGUCGCGAUUCAUUCAUGACGCCCAACCUCGCUCAGACGGACGUCGGGUCAGGUCGCAUUAUACAAGACCACGAUAGGUAUCUAUCCAGCUCCCCGGAGCCUGUUGACCUCAACAAGACCGGGUUCAGACGGCCGUCUUACAACCCACGACGACCAUCUACGACUAUGGAAUCGUCGGGCCUGUCAGGAAACGAGAUGGCCUCACAUUCCGACUUCUCGGACACAGACAUCCAGCGAUACCUGGGCACGUCAAUCGAGAGCCUUGCCGUACAGUCUCCACCUCUGUCCUCAUCGGGUCCCAGGCCAGGCGUUGGUGCAAGAAACUGCAGCCAGGCCAGCGGCCUCAACAUAGAGCAAGACCCGGACCGGAUCCUCUGGCAAGGCUGGCUCUGGUGGCUGCGCAGCAAGGGCGCGGUACGCCAAUGGAAACACUGCUGGGCUGUACUCCGGCCCAGGAACUUGAUCCUCUACAAGGAUGAGUCGGAAUACACCGUUCAGUUCAUUGUGCAGAUGGGCAUGAUUCUCAACGUGGUCGAUGUCGAUCCGAUGAGCCGAACGAAAGCGCACUGCCUGCAGAUCAUCACGGAAGAAAAGAGCUACAGAUUCAGUGCCCGCGAUGAGGAAUCCCUGGUGAAGUGCCUCGGCGCCUUCAAGAGCCUCCUGGCCAAGAGAAAAGAACUUGAAGCGAAGAUGGCCAGGAUAUUCAUACGUCAUCAAAAGCAUAUACCCCAUUGAGCGAGCAUUUACUUUUUCUCUUGUCUGGUUUUUUUGCUUUGUUCUCAUUUUUUGCCCUUUUUUUUCUUCUUUUUUCCCGAAGCCGGGGGGAGGGGGGUGUUGCGGAGCAAGUCAGCGUCGUUAUUUCAGGCCGGCACUGGGAUUUGCCGGCAGUACGACCUCAGCGAGGGCGGUGGAGCAAUGGAAAAUUAUUCUGGGUAAAUUAUCCUCUUUGUACCUAGCCUUUUGGGAUGUUGCAUGCAAGGACUCAUGCAUACAUACAUACCCUGUAUCUACGAAGCCACGAGAACGAACAUUUGAUACCG